UUGAAGAUAAUAGACACGAAGAAGAUAAAAGACGAGUACGUGAGAAACAACUUGCACAGGGAAGCGAGGAUCAUGUCCACACUGAAGCACCCCUACAUCGUCAGACUCUAUGAAACCCUCAAAGCGUCCACAUUGUACUGCCUGGUGACCGAGUAUGCCACUGGAGGAGACAUGUUGGACUUUGUCAAAUCGCAGGAGAAUCGUCGCCUCAAUGAAACAACAGCCCGAUUCUUCACCAGACAGCUGCUGUCCGCCGUAGCAUACCUCCACGAGAAAUCAGUCAUUCACAGAGACUUAAAGAUGGAGAACAUAUUGUUAGAUGAGCCCAAACACAACAUAAAGCUCAUAGAUUUUGGUUUAAGCAACAUCUACCGCAAACACGACCCCCUCAAGACCCACUGUGGCUCUCCCGAAUAUGCAGCACCCGAACUUUUUGUCCCUGGAAAAACUUACGGGCCUGAAAUUGAUGUUUGGAGUCUGGGUGUGAUAAUGUAUGCCAUGAUGUUGGGCAGGCUGCCCUUCUGCUUCUCAAGCAGCGAGGAGUACCACCGACACAAUAUGAUGCAGAUGAUUCAAAAGGGGCUCACCUCCGUCCACGAAAAAGAAAUGCAAGCACUGACGCCAAGUUAG
Messenger RNA from Helobdella robusta, 630 nucleotides. RefSeq lists its product as hypothetical. The annotation marks the transcript as partial. Gene Ontology annotation, molecular function: protein serine/threonine kinase activity; ATP binding. The transcript has 5 exons. Gene Ontology annotation, cellular component: cytoplasm. Gene Ontology annotation, biological process: intracellular signal transduction; protein phosphorylation. Lineage: Eukaryota; Metazoa; Annelida; Clitellata; Rhynchobdellida; Glossiphoniidae. The record is from RefSeq and is a predicted model, not a curated record.